This is a messenger RNA of Pistacia vera, 752 nucleotides long. RefSeq lists its product as uncharacterized. The transcript has 7 exons. NCBI's taxonomy places the organism in Eukaryota, Viridiplantae, Streptophyta, Magnoliopsida, Sapindales, Anacardiaceae. The record is from RefSeq and is a predicted model, not a curated record. Gene Ontology annotation, cellular component: chloroplast. The annotation marks the transcript as partial.
UUGGAUAAAUUACUUGAUGGGCUGGAGGUCAAAUCUCCUUUCUUUCUAGUCGUUCAGGGGUUUCUUGUAGGUUCAUAUGGAUUAACUUGGGCCUUGAAAAAUCAGAGCAAGAUAUCUAAGCUCGUAAUCCUAAAUAGUCCCCUGACAGUUUCAUCUCCUACUCCUGGACUAUUUACAAAGCUGAGAAUCCCUCUCUAUGGCGAAUUUACUUGUCAGAACGCUAUCACGGCAGAGCGCUUUAUUGAAGCAGGUAGCCCCUAUGUCUUGAAGCUGGAAAAGGCCGACGUUUAUCGAUUGCCAUAUCUAUCAAGCAGUGGACCUGGAUUUGCUCUGCUUGAAGCCACAAGAAAAAUUAAUUUCACAGAUACCUUAAGUCAAAUAGCAUCUGGCUUUGCUUCAGGAAGCUGGGACAAACCAGUGCUAGUUGCGUGGGGAAUAUCAGACAAGUAUUUGCCCCAAUCUGUGGCAGAAGAGUUCCAAAAAGGAAACCCUGGUGUCGUGAAGCUCAAGUUGAUAGAAGGAGCUGGGCAUAUGCCCCAAGAAGACUGGCCUGAGAAAGUUGUCGAUGCUUUGAGACUAUUCUUUUAAACUCAAGCACCGAACCACCAUACCUUCAAGAUUCAUCUCACUUGAAUGUGAAUAUUGCAUAGCUUUUAUUUGUGCAAGGAUUCUGAUAUCAAUGUUUCUCUGUUUGUAUAAAGCUCUAUGCAUAAGUUACAGUGAAAAAUGAGAAGUCAACAAAUUUAUGAAUC